Molecule: messenger RNA, 7198 nt
Organism: Mus musculus (house mouse)
Lineage: Eukaryota; Metazoa; Chordata; Mammalia; Rodentia; Muridae
Gene: Sgcz
Product: sarcoglycan zeta
Exons: 8
Coding region: 1063-1776 (237 amino acids)
Cellular component (GO): sarcolemma; plasma membrane; membrane
Source: RefSeq, a predicted model, not a curated record
AGAAGCUGCAACAGAGUAAGUGAAUUAAAAUGCCUGUCACCUAGUAGAUUCCGGACAGAGGGCAGUCUUUAAGACCCAGCGACUGUAUUUGUCUGGAGAGGAAAUGUUGCUUUUUGACAGAUGAGAGAAAUCCCCUUAGUGCUGGCUGUGGAAGGGAGAAGUGAAGUCAGUCACCUGGUGGUGAAGGCCAGUAAAACAGCAAAGCAGGAGGAAAAUUGCGGUCUCCCUCUCUUCUCUUCGCUCUUUUCUCUCUGUGGGAGCCACCUCCUAUUCUCUCAACUCUUUUAGCAUAACCUUCAAAGGAGAACGGUCCCUUCAGACUUUAUUACCGUCUUUUCCCCACUGAGAGAAUACCUCUUAGCUACAAGACAUUUUUUAAGUCUAUGCAGGACUUCGGGGAUCCAGUUAUCUUGCCAGGGAAAUUGAUGAUUGCUAAUGUCUGAGACUCACAGCGUGCUAAAUUAGCUACCAGAGUAUGCCUGACGGAGGAAGGCUUUUUAUCACAUAGUCUUCUCUCCAGUUUGAACACAUUUGCUUGAAUUUUGCCGCAUGAUGCUGUCCAGGGAAGCAGCUUUUUUUCUUGGGAUGCAGCAACUCGCUGGUUUCUAAGCUUAUUGCCGAAGAAAAAAAUAAUCUGAAAUUGAGUGGAUUUUUCCCCCUCCUUUGCUUGAGUCGACUGAGCUGUGUCGCACGGCGGUAAAGAUCAACUGUCCCUAAAUCUUUGAAGAAGUAAAACAAAGUGAAUUCUCAUUAAUAUUUAUUUAUUUGUAUUAUUUUUAACCGGUGGAGGCGGCGAGACCACGGAGGAUGAGACUGAGAGAAGCUACCAGGGCUUGGAGGAGGAUAAAGCUGAGUUUCAGCUGGAAACUAAAAGACUAGAUCGGUUCGGGGAGCAACUUGGCCAGUUCCUCUCCACUUCCUUUAGUUUCGCUCCAUGGACAGAUCCACGGACCUGGACAUCCAGGAGCUCAAGAUGACUCGAGAACAAUACAUACUAGCCACACAGCAGAACAACCUGCCGAGACCUGAAAACGCACAACUCUACCCUGUGGGGAUUUAUGGAUGGCGAAAGAGGAUGGUAUGGGGAAUCUGAGAGUCACCAAGAAGGGAAUCCGACUUGAAGGUAUAUCUGAGUUUCUACUACCAUUGUAUGUGAAAGAAAUUCAUUCCCGAAAGGACAGUCCAUUGGUCUUACAGUCUGACAGAAAUGUAACAGUGAAUGCAAGGAACCAUAUGGGGCAGCUCACUGGACAGCUGACAGUCGGAGCUGAAGCUGUUGAGGCACAGUGCAAAAGAUUCGAAGUGAGAGCAAGUGAAGAUGGCAGGGUGCUGUUUUCUGCAGAUGAAGAUGAGAUCACUAUUGGGGCUGAGAAGCUAAAGGUUACAGGAACUGAAGGAGCAGUAUUUGGACACUCUGUGGAAACACCUCACAUCAGAGCAGAGCCAUCUCAAGACCUCAGGCUUGAAUCACCAACCAGAUCCUUGAAAAUGGAGGCUCCACGUGGGGUCCAGGUGAGCGCAGCUGCAGGUGACUUCAAGGCUACCUGCAGGAAGGAGCUGCACUUACAGUCCACAGAAGGGGAGAUAUUUUUAAAUGCAGAUUCAAUCCGGCUGGGAAAUCUACCAAUCGGUUCCUUCUCUUCUUCAACCAGCUCCUCAAAUUCUCGACAGACAGUGUAUGAACUGUGCGUCUGCCCCAAUGGCAAACUCUACCUUUCUCCAGCUGGGGUAGGCUCCACCUGUCAGUCCAGUAGUAGCAUUUGCUUGUGGAACUGAAGCGACUGAUUUCUCCUCACACCAGAAUAGCCUUUUGUUCCCGUCCGUCUGCUUCACGGUUUUGCUCGGUUUCCCCUGUGAUCAGUGCAGAGCGUCUUCAGAUGGACCACAGAGCAAACUGUUCCAGUAUCCGCCGGGAUUGGCCUUCACCUUUCCUGAUUCACCAUUCUCAACACACUGAGUGGGACUGACUCGGCCGUGGGAAAAACAUCUUCAGCAGAAAACCUGGAUCGCAACCUUUGCUCAAAAGGGAGAAUAAUUUAGGUGCCUUUGCUACGUGGAGUGAAGCACACACAGUUUUAGAUUUUUGCAGAACCUGGCUGUGAACUACGCACGAACACAUUACCCAGACGAAAUUCCCAAAUCCACUGGUGACAUGAAAUGCUUAACCCCGUCAGAAGACUGAUUCUGCAGUCCGAAAGCACAAUUUUCCAUUCAUCUUUUUUGGACGUAAACUUUUAUCCCCGAAUUUUAAAAUUUUGAAGCAUUAUGUAAUGCUUGCUUUACUAAAAAAUUAAAUUCAAUACGUGAUUUUUAACUAAAUGAAAUGACGAGACAGAAUCUCUCCCUGAGUUUUUUUUGUUUGUUUGUUUGUUUGUUUGUUUGUUUCCUUCAAUUCAAUGUGUUGGUACUCUUUGUCUACUAAGUCUGGAAUUUUGUACAUUAGAUAAUUUUGAAAGCUCUCAGCAAUAUAAUCUUUACAAAAUUAACAAAAACGCCAUUAUGCUGUCAUUUGUCAGAUCUGGAUGGCCUUAUAUAGUAUUUAUGUGGUUAUUGCAUGUGACACAUUUGCUUUUAACAAAACAUCUUAACCGUUUCAAUUUAAGACAGGAGGGAUAUACUUGUGGUGGGAAUUCCUCGGUUAUUUCUUUGAAUAUUCACACGGUGUCCUUUAUCCUUAGGUUUUAAUAACACUCUUUUGUUUGCUCCACUUACAUUAAACUUGAUUUUUAAGUGCAAAAGUUAAAACAGCCUUUAAUUAAAUGCUAAUGUGAUGCAUAAUGCUGAGAACGGAUUCAGUUUCCACAGGGACGUCAUCUUCAAAGUUAGUAUCCGUCUUUUCAUUUGUGGUUAAUAUUUAAGAAGGUUACAAAUUAAAUUAUAAAUUCCAGAAAAGAAUGUGGUAAAAAGACAAACAUGCAGAAGGGGUGUUGGCCAAGUGCUUUCUCUGUUGAGGAAUCUAGUCACAUUUCCAUUCGACUGUUAGCCAUUUCUACCAGACUUCUACCUUACAUCACGAACUGUAGCUAUCUCCACUCUCCACAGCUCAUUUUUAAAAAUGAGUUCCUAGUAAAUAACGGUGGAGUAUUAUAGCUUUGUUCACCAUGGUACUCUAAAACUCAAAUUCUUGAAACCGACAGAAUGCAAGAAUGUAAACUGGCAUUGUAGAUUUCCCAUUUUCUGAAGGUGACUUGAUGACUCUGAGGUAAGUCCUUAAUUUUUCCCAUCAUACCCUUCUUGCACCUGUGCACACUGUUAACAGGUGUGUGGAAGUUACAUUUCAGAGCUCUAUGACUGCAGAAUCUUUGAAAAUCGGUUCUCUAUAGUUGAGGGUGAAGCAAACUAUUGAAAUUUGUUGAAGUAGUUUGGUUAGUAACAAAGAAAAUUGGAUAAUACAACCUGCAAGGUGACCUAUUGGCCAAAGCUCUCUCUUUUGGAUUCCUAGCAUUUCCAAUAGCAGGCAAAACGCUGUACCACUGAGCACAUUCCACAUUAUGUAGACAGCUCUGGAAGGUAUUUUACCCUGAUCUUUUUAAAAAUUGUACUGGACUUGUGCUUUGGGAUUAGUUUAUAAAUCUGUAAAUUAAUAUCAGAAUAAAAGUGGAGAUAUAUAAUUACUUGAAAAGUCAUAAAAGAGAGCCUAAUUCAUUUCUAACAAAAUUUACUAUAUGAAGAUUGCAUAUUAGUCUUUGAAAAGAGUCACACAAUGUGUAAGGCAAGAAAUUUAGAGUCAUGUUUAUCACUGUUUUUUGUUGAAGAAGACAGUCUGUAUUACUUUGGGAUAUACCAAGGUUUUAGCCAUGCUAAAUUAAAGCAAUUAGAGAAUUUUCUAAUCAAAGGAUGUUAAUUCUCGUGAUUUGUAAUCCUCCCUGUUUCUAAAGUCUUUAAUCAAUUAAGCCAAGUUUAGCAACCUGAGAAUGUCUCCAGACUUCAGUUUACACAGAAAAAGUUACAACCUUUACAACAAAAAUAUUAAAUCAAACAUCUUGUAAAGGCUUCUUCUAGCACAAAUGAAAAGAGAACACUCAGAAUUUAUAUGAACAGGCCAACAUGCCAAGAAUGAAGGGUGAUAAGAAAACAAAGCGGGCAGGGAAGAACAAAUUAUAGGCUGUGGCUGACGGCUUACAUCUUUAGUUUUGACACUCAGGAAGCAGAUGUAGUAGGAUCUGUGCAACUUUGAGGCCAGCGCAGUCUGUGGAGCUAGGGCUAUACAGAGAGAUCCUGCAUCAAUCAGUAGAUCCAUAAUUAAAGAAUAAAUAACUCACAAAAAAUUAGGGGAAACAGCUGGCAAAUUUUCAACUUGAAAAUAUUCUGACAAAUCCAGACACUAAAGAAUCAUUCCAACUCAAAAGAUUUAGAAUAUCCAAAUUUCUGUUAAAUAAAAAAGAAUGUCAUCAAUGACUUCCUUAUACAAUAGUAUAUGAAUAGCUUGAAUUGAUUGUUUAACUGCUAUAAGAUUCUUUGGGCCCACUAAUAUCAAAGUUUGAGCUUCUAUUCAAGGCUUAGAAGAUCAACCCUGAAGUCUUUGAAUUCCUAAUAGAAAAUCAUUAUUUCUUUGAUGCUAAAGAGGUCCAGAAACUGAGGAAAAGAUUUAUCCAUUGCUUUCCAAAUGCAAUUUUACAAAUCAGAAUAAACACAGAAACACACACACAUAAACACACACACACACACAACCACCUCCUCCUCACACACAAUGUACCUUAUUUAAAUGAUCCAAAUUCUAUUUUUCUGGAAUCACAUUGAGUACAUAUUACUUUUAGUUGUGGCAUAAUGAGCUCUACUCAGUUAUGUUGUUUGUCUUAACUUCAUGUUUAAUUUAGAUCCUGCACAGAAGAACAGAAAUAGAGAAAUUGGAGAGGGAAAGUUGCUGGCAUUUCAAUUAUAAUCCACAAUGUAUAAAUUCAGAUGUGUCUUAAGGUCAGUUUUUCUGGAGCUGAAAAGAGCAUGCAUUAUUAUUUUAAUCCCAUAACACUUGAAUGAUGAACUUUUAAAGCAUGCAAAUACAAUCUGAACACACUAAAAGCCAAACAAAAUGUACUUUCAGUAAUUUAUGAUCCAUUUACCCAGUAUCUUCAAUAUUUGUGAUCUGACUUAGUAGUCCUGAUUUUUAUUAUGAAUCAUAAUUUUCACAUUAUGGGAUAAAAUCAUUUCUCUAAGUUUAGAAAAUAACUGUUCACUUACAGUACAAUUUGGAAAUCUUAGAAAGUAGUGCUAUAAAUCUCUGAAAAUAUGUGUAGGAAUUCUGAAUUGGGUCCUGGUUAUAUGUAGUGCUUUAAACUCUCUUUAGAAAUAUCUAAUCACUUUGGCUGCAGUCUCUUUGAGGAAGUUAUACUAAGCUAGGUAUUUCUCUUUGGUUAUGUUCAUCUAUUAGUUUUAUUGAUUCUAUUAAUAAAAUAUUUAAUGGUUUUCACUGAGUCUAUGAGACUCUGCCAAGCUAGAAUUUUUAUUAUCUAUUUCUUAAAGAGCUGUUCAUCAAUGUCAAAAACAAAGCUUCUAAGCAUCCUAUUCUUUUUCUCUGUAUCCCUGGAUUUCCACUUACCAAUUGAGUAGCAAUUCCUUUUGAGGAAAUCAGGUAUGGUUGAUACUUUCAAUAAUAAAUUUAUACAUUGUGAAUUUAUAAAACUGAAAUUUUUAUAACUAUCAAAAAUCCUUCAUAUAUUACCCCCUUAAUGUCUCUAUUCAGCAGUGCCUCAUUUUCCAAAUACACCAUCAAUAGAGUAAUAUCUCUAAUUAAUUUCAUCUUUGCAAACAUAGUAUCUCUUUGUAAGGAAGCAAUAGACAUGAGAAAAUCUGAUGCUGUUAGCAUUAUAGUUCAUAGCAUAUGAUGUCAAUAUCACAUUUAAUUAUAAUUGAAAGUAUUUAAUGGUCUAAUUCUCUAUAUACAACCACCAUCAACAAACUCACUUUUGAGUUUUAUACAUUUGAGAUAUGGUUUCCUUAACUGCCUAUAGCUUUGGCCUAAUUAGAAUUGCUCAUGGGACCCUUCAUAGACAUUCAUUAAGUCAUUUGCUGCAUACAUUAGCAUAUAUUAUGGUAAUGAUUACUGCAGAAUACCAUUAUCAAAAAGGAAAAUAAUAUCAUAUCUAUCCCCAAUUAUAAAUUAAUGAAUGAUCUCACUGAACACUUUUGUAGAAAUUGCUUUAAACUGCAGUCAAGUAGUCACUGAAAUGUCAAAGACCAAAGAUCAGGAUUUCUAUUGUAUUUAGCUCUAGAGCACUAUUGCUUCAACUGAUUUAUUAAAAUAAGUAGGGGUUAUAAUUACAACACAUACUUCUGGCAGGAAUAUGAGCUGCAGCCAUUAGUUACUGCUUUAGUUGUAGAAAGAACACUUCAGUAGUAUGCUCUGCAUAUUUUUAUACAUAGGUAAUGAAUGCUUCAGUACUCUUAAAACAAGGAAAUAGAGACUACACCCAAAAUGGCCUCAGGACAGGUUAACUUGGUUGGGUUUCAAUUCUCAUUGCUUGCCAAAUAUAUCUCUGGAAACUAUAACUAAUAUUAAAUACUUUUAGAACUAGAGGGCUAUUUUUUAAAUGUUAAUUGAUGUGGGUCAGUCUUCGGGAAAGUAAAGACCAACAUUAACGGAUGGGCAGUACAAUGAACUGUGAUUCUUCCUGGAUUUCCAGUUUUAAAUAUUUCAUUUAUUUGAAUAUUUAUGAAGUCAAACAGGGUUAAAGAUGUGCAAGGAUAUUUCCUAAAAAUGGAGACACAAUUUGGAGUUUGUUUCUUUAUUUAUACAAUCCUUUAAACCAGGUCCAUGAUUAAUUUAUUUUGUUUUGUAUCUUUCAUGUAAAUGUUUUCUUGUAUAUAUAGAUAUAUGAAGAAAUGGAACUAUUUUCGUACACAUACUAUGCAAUAUGUUUGUACAAUUGCAAAAUUACCAAAAUUACAAAAGCUGUGCUUUUGUACUCUAUCUUGCUUUAUGUAAAAAAAAAAAAUAACCAUUUUCUACUUAAAAGGACUCCUUCCUAUGAACUGUAGAUAACAUAUCUAUUCAAAAAUCAGUCUAUUGUGUCUUAUGUUUAGUUUGGGUGAGGUCUAUUUCUUUUGGGUGUAAACAAAGCAAAAUUUUGGCAGUGGGAAUUCUUUUCUCAGAAGCAUGCAACAAGCCCAUAUCAUUUAAGAACUCUCUUGUAAUUCUUGUAUUUUUGUCUUGAUUUUGGUGCUACUGUGUAACCAUGAUUAAAUGUGAUAGUCAAACAAA